Ictalurus furcatus (blue catfish) is the source of this 6405-nucleotide messenger RNA. Its product is annotated as UNC93-like protein MFSD11. Lineage: Eukaryota; Metazoa; Chordata; Actinopteri; Siluriformes; Ictaluridae. The coding region runs from base 1729 to 3075 and encodes 448 amino acids. The record is from RefSeq and is a predicted model, not a curated record. The transcript has 13 exons.
UCAAGGAGAGAUGGACGCAUUAGGACAGAUUACGACAGUGAAAAGAGACGACCUCCAGACACAGUCGAUUACUGAGUAACGAUGCUUGCCAGAAAAGAUUUAACGUACCAGUAAUAUAUAGAAAUGUGAAAAGCUUUCAUUUCAUUUAGAAAGAGCUUGCUAGUAACUAGUCUUGAAGAGAGCAUUCAUCUUGAUUAUUUACACGAGUAUACUAGUAAAACAAACACAUUAUAUCAUGAUGUCUUCGGUGAAAUGAAAUGCACUGUCACGCCACUAAAACACCCUGUUAUGUUGUUUACAGUAAUAUCUUCCUAAAGUAUUUUUUUUUUUUAAUUUAAGUAGUGACUAUUUCUACACAGGAAUUAUUCUUAUUCAGAGCGAUAAAGAUGAUGAUGCUAAAUGAUUAGCUUGUUAGCUAGCUAGCUGACGUUGGCAAGCUAACGCUGAACCAUCUAGAAAAGUCUCCAUGGUAACCUGGCUAGUUUCGUAGCGUUAACUUACACAACAUUAGUCACUCACUAGGUGCCACCGUUUACUUUUUAGCUAACUGUCCAGUGUUUUUCCUUUAGUAUUGUUAUUAUUAGCAUAAAUUUGAACAAACAAGCAGACUUGGCGCUGGUACACGUAGCAUAGCAGCUAACACAGCUCCUUAAGUUCGCCAAGAGCUAGCUAGUGCUUAAGUUUUCGACGAGGCGAGUUAGCUAGCUGUUCACAACAUAUCAAGGAAAUAUAACCCUGACACGUUUAGAUCAUGUCACAGAGACAUUAAGGAGUUUAAUUAAACACUCUGAAAAGAAGAAAGGUCUGUCCCAUGUAGAAUGGAAGCAGGUUUUCGGCAUGAACCUACCAUCCUGAGCCGCCAUGAUGAUUGUGUACAAUAUGAGGAAUGCCUGCUGGGAAAGAAACGCGCUGUCACGGAUUGAACCGGAUAGGCUUCCGUAGUGGGUCUUUUUUGCGAUUCGGAAAAUCUGGAAAAUCGAUUUUGUUUAUUUAUAUAUAUAUAUAUUAUAUAUAUAUAUGUAUAUAUUUUAGUUAUUUUUUUGUACUUCUAGAUGUCGUGGUGUCCGCCAUCAAAGCGUUAAUGGAGUUACUCGAAGAGCUGUUGACAUUGUAUAGUUUAUGAUUUUACGAAAUAAUAGAAAACCUUUACGUGAACGUGCACAGGUUAUGUAAAACAGUUCAGAGCUGAAAGGACUAGGAAAAGUUGUAACUUACAGAACCAUGCACGGUUAUAAUGAGAUAAAUAAUUAGCAGUGUGAUUAAGAGCACACAAGCUGUAAAUACAGUUUUUUUUCUUUUUUAAAUGGUAUGUUUGAUUGUUUUAGUGCUCAAUUUGAUCUUUAAGUAGAGUCACAGCCUAUAGCUGUUAGUUAUAGUUACUAGUUGUUGUUGUUGUUGUUGUUUAUGUCAAACUACAAUCUUAAACCUUCACAUUUUAAUUGGAUCCUGGUGUCAUUUUCAAAAGAGCCUGUGGAGACGGACCUAAGUGAUCACAUGCUGGUCAGAUCUGACAUUCCUGCUGUGGGCACACACCAGAUAUGUGUGUGUGUUGUGUGUUGGGGUUCAUUUAGAUGUUUUCUAGCUAAAACACCACUUUACAACGUGUACCACUGUUAGAGUUUCUUGUUUUCCUGAAAUGGAUCUGAGUUUUUACUAAGAAUGUCCAGAUUGUGCUAAAACUCAAAUUUGCACAACACUGGAGAGAAAGAGAGUGAGUGAGAGAGAGAGAUGGCCGACAUCAGGACAUAUAAUGUGGUGAUUCUGGGAAUAGCUUUUCUACUCCUUUUUACAGCCUUCACAACCUGUGGAAAUAUAGAACAAACUGUGGUGAAAAGUCUGGAUAAUACCACUUUCAGUGGAAGUGGGUAUCACAGCCUUGGCAUAAUAUAUGGAGUUUUUUCGUUUGCUAAUUUAUUUGCCCCCUCUGUGGUAGCAGUAAUCGGACCACAGUUUACCAUGUUCGUCAGUGGAAUUCUUUACAGUGGUUACAUAGCUGUAUUUAUUACUCCAUCAACCUGGUCCUUUUAUUUGACCUCAGUACUGAUUGGGAUGGGAGCAGCCUUGCUUUGGACAGCUCAAGGUCGCUUUCUGGUGGGGAAUUCGGAUGUCUCCACCAUUAACAGGAACACAGCAGUGUUUUGGGCUUUGUUGCAAUGCAGUAUGUUGUUCGGCAAUCUUUAUGUUUAUAUAGACUGGAAAGGAAAAACUGACAUAUCAGAUAGAGACAGAAAGACAAUGUUUAUAGCUCUUCUGGUCACCUCCGUUCUUGGAACGCUAAGUUUCCUCUUUCUGUGCAAGUCGAGUCAGGAUGAGGAAGAAGAUAUUUUGUCUGAAGAGGAAGGCCAGUCCUUGCUGUCGUCCCGACUAACAUUGAAACAGCGAGCCAGCUGUGCUAUAAAAGAGGCCAAAACAGAUUUCAAGACAAUUUUGAACCUUUUUGGCACAAAAACGAUAUUACUGUUAAGCUUCUCCAUGGCUUACAGUGGUCUGGAGCUGUCUUUUUACAGUGGUGUGUAUGGAACUUGCAUUGGAGCGACAACUCGUUUUGGUGACAGCUCCAAAGCCUUGAUAGGAAUUUCAGGCAUUGCGGUGGGAAUUGGAGAGAUAGUUGGUGGAGGGCUGUUUGGCCUUGUGUUGAAGAACAACCACUUCAGACGCACAUCAGUUGUCUUCCUUGGAAUGGUGGUGCAUUUUGUGGCAUUCUACCUGAUCUUUCUAAACAUCCCAAAUGAUGCUCCACUGGUCUUUGAAACCAGCACACAGCACAACCCUUAUCUGUCUCCAAGCGUGCCCAUCGCCAUGCUGUGCAGUUUCCUGCUCGGGCUUGGGGACAGCUGUUUCAACACCCAGCUGUACAGCAUUCUGGGUUGUGUUUACACUGAACAAAGCAUUCCAGCCUUUGCUAUCUUCAAGUUUAUUCAGUCUGUCUUUGCAGCAGUGGCAUUUUUCUACAGUGGCUACCUGCUGCUGAGCUGGCAGCUCCUCACCAUGGUCAUCCUGGGCUUCAUGGGCACACUGUGCUUUUUUCUGGUGGAGCGGAUGCUGAGCGUCUCAGCCGAUCUUUCACAAUACUAACUCUUCUCAUUGCACCAUUGUCCAUUCAGGUUCUGUAUUUGCAAUCAUGCUAAACAUGCACUGUAUUUGCACUCUUUGUCAUGCUCCCACUACUAGCAUUUAGCAAUAAUAUAGUCUUAUGUCUAAUGAGUACUAACACAUUUGUGGUGUUUGACCUUUGCUCACAGUAGUGUUGGUUGAACAUGUCGUAUUGCUAAUUGUUAUGAGAACAACUGACAAUCUUGUAAUUAAUAUUUUAUCGUUUAUUGCAUGUGAUCAUUUAAGCAAAACUUAGCUGUCAUUGGUUCCAGAGGUUUCACGGCAGAUUGGUCUGUUGUUGUUAUUAUUAUUAUUAUUAUUAUUAUUAUUAUUUAAAUACUCAUUGAGAUGCUCUGCUUGAUUAGUCACAAUUCACUUUAUGAUUCAGUUAAAAUAUAUGGUAUUAAGAGAUGUAAACAGUCAUUUUAUUGGUAGGAAAAUUGGUAAAAAAUACACUGCAUGGCUAAAUGUAUGUGGACACCUGACCAUCAAACCCAUAUGUGCUUGUUAAACAUCCCAUUCCAGAUUUAGUCCUCGCUUUAAGUUUAUAAUAAGCUCCAGUCUUCUGGGAAGGCUUUCCAAUAGAUUUUGGAGCUUGUCUAUGGGGAUUUGUGUUCUUUCAGCUACAAGAGCUUUAGUGAGAUUGAGGUCAAGUACUGAUGUUGGAUGAGGAGGCUCCAGUUCCAGCUCAUCCCAAAGGUGUUCAGUUGGGUAGAGGUCAGUUCUUCUACUCCCACCUUAACACACCUCGUCUUCGUGGAUGGGAAAUUGUAAUGCAAUAGCAUGCAAAGACAAUUGUAUGUUUCCAACAUUCUGGCAACAGCUUAGGGAAGUCCCACAUAUGCAUGUGAUAGACAGAUGUCCAUAUACUUUUGGCCAUACAGUGUAUGUUUUCUCCUUACUAUAUGUUUAAUUGGUUUUGAGGUAAAUUACUAAGCUUGCGAGGCAUAAUCAAUAGAGAACCGUUAAGAUCAACAGGAAAUUGCAUUUUACAUUUUGUAACUAUUUGCACAACUUUCAACUUCAUGUGAAAAGUUACACAGGCUGCAGUUAGAGGCCUUGUUAUGACUUCAUUUACAACUUCCUGAGUUCAUUUAUGUGCAACCAAGUUGAAUCCAACCAUAAAACUCCUGCAAAUUUGUACAGACUUCUCAAAGAAAAAGAGUUACAAAAUCAAUAAGGUGUGCAAGAUACUGUCCUAACAUGCACUAAGAACAUGAUGAAUAUUAGUUUCUUACUACAAGUAAGUGUUAUUGGUGUCUCAUUUUCUGGGUUGCUGUUAGUUCAGUAUGAUUCAGACCAGUAGUUACUUCUGCUGUGUACUUGGUAUAGUAUGAUUGAGAUUUUGGUGUUCAUAACCUGUUGGAUGCCUGUCUUUGUCUUCAUUUUUCUUAUUUAUUAAUCACAAUAGGUUUACUUUUAUCUUCUGGUUGUUAAAAAAUAAACAUAUGGAGUAUUGGAUAUUGGGGAGUGGGCCUUAUUAAUAAUGUUAGACACUAAUUUUCUCUUUGUGAAGGAUUCAUUGCAUAGAUUUUUGUGUUUUUGAGUUUGAUGCACAAGGAUGAGCACAUUUUGUUUUCAGAGAGCUGUUCAGAUUUUUUUCUGUAAUUUUUCCAGAAUAUUUUGUCAUACUUGUACAUAUGCUGUGUGUAUGAAUUUGAUGCAUAAGAGAAAUGGUUGUUAUGUUUACAUAUCCAGCCAAUGUUUUACUCUUUACUGAUUUUCAAAAAUUUUUUAAAGACAGCGGUUUUGUUUUGAAGAGUGCCUUAUAAUAUGAGUAUCAGCAAUUGAUAUACAGUGUUGUGAGCUACCAAAUACAAAAAUGUGUAGUAUUGAUGUAUAAUAUUGCCCUGGAUGACUUGGUCACAUGUUUCCAGCUCCAUAUUGCACCAGAAUAUAACAUAAUCCAGUAUUCCAGUGUAUUCAAAUUUUUUAUUCAUUUUAUUUAUUUAAAUUUAUUAUUCAUUUAUUGAUAUGUAGCUUGUUGCCUUUCUUAACAUCAUGUCCAUUUAUAUUGCCACUAUUCUGCAGGAUUGUGACUGAGUGCUGGUGAAGGGCUGAAUGUGUUGUCGGUUUUACAAUGCACAAAUUUCCAUUUUCAGCACUGACUGAAUAACUGCUUUUUAAUAUUACUAGAUGACAAUCAUGCAGUUUGAGGUUUUUGUCUUUUUAUAAGAACAAAUAUACUAUAUAUGAUUAUGACAGUUAUAUAUUUUACUAUUGUCAUAAUGUAAUGUAUUUACAUAUAUUUGUGCUGUCAAGUUGAAUAAAUAAGUACAGGAAAGGCUAUAACCUCAUUAAAGGACAUUUCAUCAUAUCUUGUUCACUCGCAUAUAUCGCUGUAUUUCUAGCCAACGUCAAGUAUCCAGAUAGCUGUAGGGCUGUUUAAUGUUGUGAGAUCCACUAGCAAACGUGGCCAGAGACUGGUGUAAGAAUCAAUUAAAAUCCUCUAAGGAUUAAGAAUGAAAUGUCAUUUCGAAAACAAAAGCAUUAAACCUUGCAGAGUAAAGCUGUUUGAUUGUUUGGCCAUUGUAAAUGUGAUACAGCAAAACAGUCUAUAACAUGAGGCAAAACACAAUCAGGAGUGUUGCAAGUUAGACUCACGAAAGGAGCGGAAACGUUUUACGUCGUGUCGAUCUGAUAAACGUCCUGCAGUCAUUAAUAGAUAAUGGAGUAUUGAUUUCUUUAUAGUCAGGCCAUAAAAGCUGUGUUUCCUUAAUCCAUUCUGCAUUGGAGUGCAGUUAAAGCAUUCACAUUAAAGCAGUUUGGAAGUGCUGCACUAUAAUUUAGAGUAAUUGUUGUAUUUAUGCUUUCAAGUAAUGGAUUCAGAAACAAGUAGAUAGAGUGCAAUAAACAUCUGGUGGCAAAAACAACUGUAGGUCAGUGUGCUAUUUUUAAAACUCACUCAUAAUCCAAAUCAUGCUCCAAAUCAACCAACCAUGCUUAUCCAGCUUCACUGGCUUCCUGUUGCCUAUCGAAUAAAAUUAAAAAUUCUGCUUCUCACAUUUAAGGCCUUACAUAAUCAUGCUCCAACUUACCAGACUAACCUCUUGAAGAACUACACCCUUGCCCGCCUACUGCAAUCCUCCUCAGCAGGUCUACUAGCAAAAUUGGAUAUGAACUUUACCACCAUGGGUGGAAGAGCCUUUAGUCACAUUUCCCCUAAGCUCUGGAAUUCACUUCCCCAUCAAUCCAUUUCAAGAUUCAAAAGUUCUUUAAAAACACAUCUCUUCAGUCUGGCAUAUUCUUUGUGACAUGGUUACAUAAUACUUAAUUAUAAUAUAUGUUUUAGUGUUUUAUGUAAAAUAUUGU